Molecule: messenger RNA, 1468 nt
Organism: Impatiens glandulifera
Lineage: Eukaryota; Viridiplantae; Streptophyta; Magnoliopsida; Ericales; Balsaminaceae
Product: rRNA-processing protein EFG1-like
Exons: 8
Coding region: 83-1108 (341 amino acids)
Biological process (GO): maturation of SSU-rRNA from tricistronic rRNA transcript (SSU-rRNA, 5.8S rRNA, LSU-rRNA)
Cellular component (GO): nucleolus; preribosome, small subunit precursor
Source: RefSeq, a predicted model, not a curated record
AAUUUUGACAUAACUCAUCAUCAUGUGAGUAUCGUUUCUUCAUCUCUAUUCAAUCUCCAAUCUCCAUCGUCUUACUUCAUCGAUGGCGCACGGCGGUUAUGGUAAGCGCAGAGUCGCCGGACGUAAACCGAUGGGUGGAAGUAGCCGUCGGUCGAAAGGAUUAAGCGUAGACAAGAAGUCCAAGCCCAAGCCCAAGUCUGCCUCGCUCAAAAAUCAGAUUCGCUCGGUCGAGAGAAUGCUCCGGAAGGAUCUUCCGCCUGAAGUCAGGGAGACUCAAGAGAAGAAGCUAGAAGAACUGAAGAAACAACGAGAAAUUCACAACACGCUCUCCACUGAACGCAUAAUAUUCUUGCGAGGCCGUAAGAUUAAGUUUUUUGAGAGGAGAAAGAUUGAACGAAGAUUAAGGCGUCUUGAGAAGCUACAACGUGCUUCAUCUGGUCAAUCGCAAGGAGCAGAGGUUGCAGGACAGCUUCUUAAACUGAAGGAAGAUCUUGAAUAUGUUAGGUUCUUUCCCAAGACUGAGAGGUACGUGUCUUUAUUCAUGGGAGGUGAUGACACAAACAUAAUUGAGACCAGAAAUAGUUUACGGGAGAAGAUCAAAGCUAAUAUAGCAGCAGCGGCUGCUAGCGGGAAGGAUCUGGAAGAGACUGGAAGUGAGGAUGAUGGACUUUUGGAUGUGAGUGAUGAUGAUUUUUUCUUAACUGGAAGUUCUAGUGAUGAAGCCGAUGCAGAUGAUGAAUGGACAGACAAAAGUGCUAGGGAACAAGCAUCUAGUGCAUCAGGGAAAGCGACAUCCGGGUUAUCAAGUGACGAAAGGAAUCAUAGACAGAAUUCUGCUCGGGUCCUGAUGCCUCCACCUCGACCUUCCUCAAAUUCUGUUAAUGGAAAAUCAAACUGUGGCGGAUCUUCAAGUAAGAAACCUGUCAUGCACAGAGCCGAAUUAUCCACGUCAAGCAACACAUCGGACAGCAGCAGGAGUGGACCGUCUUCUAGAAAUAGGGUAUCGUCAGAUGUUCAGACAGGGCUGAGUAGUAAUGUUAGUUCCAAUUCUGAUGCUAAAAAACCUCGGAGAAAAAGAAGGGUAAAGAAGAAAAAACAGACAAAGUAAGGAAAUGGUAUUUGACGGAUGAAUUCCUGCAAGAUGUGAGCAAUUGAAGGGCGGCUUAUUAUUGGUGUAAGGUAUGGCUUGUUUGUUAGAAUAAACAGACAGACAUCUAUAACGUGCUUGUUUGUCUAGUGUAAUUACUGUAUGGGUAUUAUUGAGGGAAUGGUGUGUGUGUUGACAGUUGAGGGAUUAACUGCAUUAACUAGCUAGUUGAUGAUGUGUUGUAUAGAAUGGGGUGAGUGUAUUUUGGGUUGACCUAAACCCUAACCUAAAAUUUGAAUUUGGGUAAGUUCAUUUGGGUUGGUUUAUUUUGGAUUGGAUUGGGUUACCAAAUUACCUAAAUAAAAUAACUUUUAUUUAUUU